GGACCUUUUUGAGGUUGAGAGAUGGGGGAGAGGAACCAAAACGGAAAACGACUUGCCGUUUAUGAUGGGUCUCCUGGGUUCUGCUUGAGGAUUCAGAGCUGUGAGGAUCUCAAAGAUGGGAAGAAGGAACUUCCGCCAGCAGCUGUGAGGAAGUAUGGAGAUCAAAUGGCAGGUCACAUAUUCCUCAAAGUUCCCAAUUGUGGAACACAUUGGAAAAUAGAGUUGAGAACAUCACCUCGUCGUGAUCGGAUGUGGUUGGAGAAGGGAUGGGAAGAGUUUGCUAGCUUUUACUUACUGGACCAAGGCGACUUGGCAACCUUCACUUCUGAAGGCCAACAUACCCAUUUCCGAAUACGCAUCUUUAGUUGGGAUGACAUGGAAAUAUACUACCCCAUUCGUGGAGGAGGAGCUGAUAUCAGCAGACCCAAGAGAAAAGAAACAAGAGUUGAAGUUGAAGCUGAAGCUAGAGCCGUUUCAAAUACCUCCACAUCCUCUGCUGAUGAACACCAAUGUGAUAUUUCCAAAGUAAGCAGCUUCAUAUCUGACAGGCCCUGUCUUAAUGUCCCAAUCACCGCGACAGCAUUAACCACCCGUGUGUUCAUAAAUCCAGCUUUUGCCUUGGAACACUUCUGUAAAGAUGGCACUUGUUGCGACUUGACCUUACAGAACACUCUAGGUGACAUGAUUUGGACGGUUCAGUGCAUAUCUUACGCAAUAAGUGAUGGCAGAAUGCGAACAGUAAUAUCAGGAGCUGGUUGGAAAUCCUUUAGGCAGGAAAAUCUUCUGGAAGAGGGUGAUGCCUUAGUGUUAGAGGUGAUAGAGGAACGGAGGUGCAGAGUUUCAAUAAUCCGAGCUCAAAAGUGAGGAUUCUUUUCAUGUGAAAGGAUCAUGGUUCCACGACGUGCUCAUUUGAGGUCAGAUUUGGGGAACAGUUGUGUAUCAACUUAAACGAUUGAUUAGUCAUAGAUGGAGUUCAGAGGAAUUAUUGGUGUUCUUAUGUAAUCUGAGUUCUGGGAAGCAUUCUUCUUAUACAGAUGUCCAGAGGAAUUUAUCGUAAAAUAGACUUUGCUUGGCUUGAACAUAUGGA
This is a messenger RNA of Argentina anserina (silverweed cinquefoil), 1087 nucleotides long. RefSeq lists its product as uncharacterized. NCBI's taxonomy places the organism in Eukaryota, Viridiplantae, Streptophyta, Magnoliopsida, Rosales, Rosaceae. The transcript is spliced from 4 exons. Gene Ontology annotation, molecular function: DNA binding. The record is from RefSeq and is a predicted model, not a curated record. Bases 22 to 864 code for a protein of 280 amino acids.